UCAGUAAAACCAGUUAUUCUUUAAUGUUUUGUGUACUGGAUGCCACAGAACAUCUUACCACAAUCCACUAUCGUGGUUCGUUGUCAUCAAAUCAAAACAAACUGUUAAAAGGGAUAUGUGAGGUGUUUAUUUAUUAAUUUUGCAAAAAACAUGCCUUCUGAUAUAAAAAAACUUGUAAAUAGCAGUUUGCCCGGAGAUAUUUUGCCGGGACCUAGCCUCAACCCAGAGCAGAGCACGACAUACAUAAGAAAAUUUUUAAUACAAAACAUACCACAAUCUGACCUUGGCACCCUCACAACCGAUUUACAAUGGAAAUUCAUGUUAGAAAAACACUCCCUGCGGAAGAAACAGAAGCCAAAGGGUAAAAAAACGUUUCUCACACGCAAACAACGCCUAGAGCUCGGUUUACUGAAGUUACCCAAGGAAGGAUGGAGUUACGCUUCCUUGGAACCUUUGAGGGACAUGUGGAAGGAGUAUAUGAGGCAAAACCUGGAAAUUGCCAAGGCCCCCAGUUGUAACGAUCAAGAGUGGAAUGCUGUUAGCGCAAUUGUGGCUAAAUCUGAACUGGUAGGAGCGGAAAUGACCAUUAUCAAGUCUAAAGUACCCAGUCAGGUUGGAAUGUCGGGCGUCGUAGUUUUGGAAACUAAAAUGACCUUUCAAAUAGUCACUCCCCAGUCUAAACUGAAAACUAUUAUCAAGACCAGUUCGGUGUUCCAGUUCCAGUUGGACAAUAUGAGGUUCGUAGUGUAUGGCAAACAUAUCGCUACAAGGCCACACGAACGGAGCGUUAAAAAAAUUAAGUGCCAAAUGAUUCCUGAUCUGUAAAAGUGUUAUUGUAAUUUAAAGGUGGAGAUAUACAAGUACUUGUAUUUUAUUAUAGAGAUAAAAUAAAGUGUUAUUAUUAGAAACUGUACAACAAAGUACGAGUAAUUGUCCUGCAGGUAUAAAAGUACACAGCUAAUAAAAUAAAAAAAUUGUGUAAAAUAUGAUGAAUUUUGAAAAAACGUAAAAGCAUUUGAAAGUAAGUAUCUAACUCUGUAUUUGGGGAACUUUGCAAGUUAAAGGAUUUACGAAAUUUUAGAAAAACUGCAAGGCAGAUUUCA
Molecule: messenger RNA, 1103 nt
Organism: Anoplophora glabripennis (Asian longhorned beetle)
Lineage: Eukaryota; Metazoa; Arthropoda; Insecta; Coleoptera; Cerambycidae
Gene: Pop4
Product: ribonuclease P protein subunit p29
Exons: 3
Coding region: 151-825 (224 amino acids)
Biological process (GO): tRNA 5'-leader removal; rRNA processing
Cellular component (GO): ribonuclease P complex; ribonuclease MRP complex
Molecular function (GO): ribonuclease P RNA binding
Source: RefSeq, a predicted model, not a curated record